UGAUAUACUUGACCAACAAGCUGAGUGCUAUAAAAGUGAAUUCAACGCUGCAGAUGACGAUCAUACGAAGGGCAAAAAAUGUGAUGAAUACUUAUCGACUGAACGGAUUGAUGCUACAAUUUUCAUAAAUAUGCGCGGAUAUGAUAACCUUACUCAACUAUAUUGUUAUAUUUUAAACACUUCACGACCGUUUAAUGAAUCUCAUGGAGUAAAUCCUCUUGUAUUUGAUAAUUCGACCCAGAAAAUUGCCAUAGUAUUAUGGUCAAGUAAAUUAGCUAACAAUACAAAAUUAGGAAUGACUGAAGAUCAUUGGUUCAUGUUCGGAACAUUCACUGAAUCAGAAGAUUAUAGGUAUAUUAAGUUUCAAAUUGUCAAAAUGCCAUCUAUAUCAUAUUUAUAUUUCAAGAGAAUAGAAAAGUAUGGCAUCGACAAUAAUGAUAUUUUAACCGGUGGUACAACUGGGCAAACCAUUCAAAAAUCUGUCGAAUUGGAUAAAACGUUUACAAGUUUUGCUAUAGCUGGAUUUGCACUUAGCCCUAAUCUUUGGGGACUUUUCAGAAUUAUUCCAGAAGAAUAUGUUAAGAAUGUGAAAAUAAAUGCUCAGGAAUAUCCUGUAGAACAUUGGAAUGACCGAAUAGAAUUUACACUUUUUCAACUUACUGCCAACAUGGGAGGUUUCCUAAGCGUACUUAGUAUUAUUUAUCUUGUUCUAUUUGGAUCACGAAGAAUAAAUCCCUGGGGUAUUGUUCAACGUCAUACCAAUGAUCCACAAACUCAGGAACGCCAUUCUUUCGAGAAAACAUGUAUUUUAUCAACAUCAACUGCAAAUACGGAUGAGCCGACCAUUCAACAGAUAAAACAGGAAUUGCGUGAUGAAAUGAAAAGUGAAAUAGUGAAAUUAAGAGAGUUUCUGA
Molecule: messenger RNA, 914 nt
Organism: Racocetra persica
Lineage: Eukaryota; Fungi; Glomeromycota; Glomeromycetes; Diversisporales; Gigasporaceae
Source: the annotation of a GenBank genome assembly